Molecule: messenger RNA, 3581 nt
Organism: Schistocerca gregaria
Lineage: Eukaryota; Metazoa; Arthropoda; Insecta; Orthoptera; Acrididae
Product: modular serine protease-like
Exons: 12
Coding region: 125-1972 (615 amino acids)
Biological process (GO): acrosome reaction; proteolysis
Molecular function (GO): protein binding; serine-type endopeptidase activity
Source: RefSeq, a predicted model, not a curated record
GCAAGGUUGGCCGGCUUCCUGACUUGCUCGUCUGUAGCGGUAUUUCCCUGUGCUGUCAGUGCCCGCUAGAGGCCUCUGGCUUCGGUCCGCAGUACAGGCCGAUCGUCACGUCCUGCAGUGCACGAUGGCCCACCGCCGAGGACAGUUGUGGGCUCUCUCGCUGCUGCUCGCUGUCUUUUCAUCUAUAGCAGAAAAUCCGGUGGCCAGAGUAAAAAGACAAAACUGUGGAGCACUGAACUUCCAGUGUCAGAAUGGAGAAUGCAUAGAGCGCUUCAAAGUUUGUGAUGGAGCUACCGACUGUUCAGAUAAAUCUGAUGAAAAUCAAGUGACGUGCAAGACAAUUCGCUGUCCUGAAUUCUCAUUCCGAUGCAGUUAUGGUGGAUGCAUUGAUGAAUUUAAAAAAUGUGAUGGGCAACAGGACUGCGCAGAUAAUUCAGAUGAACUUUUAUUGGAAUGUCCAAACAUACCGAAGCCAACAAAUGGGACAUGUCAGAAAAGACAAUUUCACUGUAAUUCUGGUGAAUGUAUUGAUGACGCUUCUCGCUGUGAUGGCACUAAGGACUGCAAGGAUGGAUCUGAUGAAACAUUGAUUCAGUGUUCAGCCAUAAGUUGCACUGAUGCCUUCUUCCGCUGUGCAUAUGGUGCGUGUGUUGAUGAGAAUGCAGCUUGUGACGGUACCAUCCAGUGUGAAGGUGAUGGCUCAGAUGAAGCCCCUGAGCUCUGUGGGACAUCUCCAGCUCCAAAGUGCACACUUCCACUGAAGCAUGAAAAUGGUGGCUACAAAGUGGUUGGCUGCGAAUCUCAAUCUUGUGGCCUGGGACCUGGUGCGCAAGUACCUUUUGGCACACAGCUGGAGUUCUUCUGUGAUGAAGGAUAUCACAUAAGUGGGCUCAGUGCGUCCUAUUGCUUUGAUAAGACCUUCACUCCACCACCACCAGUUUGUGAGAAGACUCAAUGUCCUCCUCUGGUAUAUGAUUCACUUGACAUCAAGUGCUUCUCAAGCACUGGCCAGAAGAUUCCAUGUGAUAAACCCAUGUCUAUUGGCAGCAAAGCACAACUUGCAUGUAAAAAAAAUUAUGUUAAAACUGUGGAGUUCAACUAUCCUGCUCUCACGUGCACCAGUAAUGGUACAUGGGAUAACCAACCAUUCACUUGUGUUCCAGAAUGUGGAAAACCAAUUCCAAAAGGGCAAACAUAUGUCCUUAAUGGAAGGCCUGUAUUAGCUGGGGAGUUUCCAUGGCAUGUUGGUAUAUACUUACUUGAAAAUGGUAAAUUUGAACAAAAGUGUGGUGGAUCCAUCAUAAAAAGAAAGCUGGUUUUAACUGCUGCUCACUGUUUUGUAAAAUCAAAAGAUCCUAAAGAUUACAUGAUUGGAGCUGGCAAAUACCACAGAGGAUGGGAUGUACAGGAUGAAACAGAGCAACGAUUUGAAGUAGAAUCGAUUGAGGUAAUAGAUACAUAUGAAGCAGCUACACGAAAUUAUGCAGAUGACAUUGCUAUAAUAGUUUUGAAAAUUGAAAUAACAAUCUCUGAUUUUGUGAGACCAGUUUGUGUAGAUCUGGAAAGCAAAUAUGACAGGGAACAGCUGUCUUCUGGAAAUAGUGGCUCUGUUGCUGGCUGGGGUUACACUGAAAGUGGAGCACCAAGUGAGACUCUCCUAACAACCCAGUUGCCAUUUAUUGAGUUCAAGCAGUGUUACAAACUACUUCCUUUGUCAUUUAAACCUUACUUUACUCCAGACAAAUUCUGUGCAGGAUAUAUAAAUGGGUCUGCAGUUUGCCAAGGUGACAGUGGAGGUGGCUUGUCAUUUGAGCAGGAGGUAACAGCCUCAACAAAACAAUGGUUCAUUCAGGGAAUAGUGAGUCUGGGUGUUCCGUCAAGAGGAGGAAAAGUAUGUUCAAGUCAGAGGGCUCUUUUCACAAAAGUGAACAAUUUUUUGAACUGGAUCAAGAUAUACUAUGACCAAUAUUAAAACACAGUGACAUUGUAAAACAUGUGCCAUAAUUAAAUGUGGAAGAACUUUUAAUAUUCUGGAUUCCACUUAACAUAAAUAAGAUGAUGAUUUUUAUAUUUCACGGGGAGAGGUGCUUUUAGGAUACAGUAAACUGUCAUCCCCAAAAAGCCCAUCUUUUUCAGAAGAUUUUGUUAUACUUUCUUUUAAGUUAAAAAAGAAAUCUUAAAAUGUGACCUUAUUUAAAACAACUAUGAUUACCGAAACAUUAAGUGACAGUCAUCCAAUAGAAAAUAAGUUGAAGAGAUGUCAACCUUUUGGAGAUGGGAAACUUUCGUCUAUAUUUAAACACUAGGAGAAGAUACAUACAAAAUAAGUGGUAGCAGUAUUACAUAGAAGAAAAGUCUCUUCUGUCUUUGUAUGAUGUAAAUGUCACUAGAAUGUAAUUCAUGGCUGUGACAUAAUUUUAAGCAGUAUGCAUUUUACUUAUUUGAAAUGUAUUAAUUGAAAAACCUGUGUGUGUGUGUGUGUGUGUGUGUGUGUGUGUGUGUGUGUGUGUGUGUGUGUGUGUGUGUGCAGACAUGUGAAACUGUUACUUGGAGGAGGAUACCUAAUAUAAACUGAUUACAAGAUUCUAGCAUGCCAUAAAUUUCGUUGAUACUGGACCUGCUACAAAGUUGUUUCUGCUUGAUAACUUACAAGAUUUAAAAUACUAUUAGAUAAUUAUUGUCACUAUCUUUAAAGCUGGCACACUGAUGACAUAGUUUCAACACACCUGGAUAUUUGAGUAAAAUAGCUAGUUACUUCAGUUUAAUUGUCACCCUUUAUGUAUGACAUAUGCCUUUUUCUGAACUAUAUCGAAUAAAAUUGUCAUAAGUUAUGAACAGUUUGUGUUACAAUGUUCAAACUGCUUGGUUGGCCAUGGAACAUGAUGGGGAUUAGUAUAUGCAUGCGGUUCGGUUUAGCGACAAAGCCCACUUUCGUUUGGAUGGGUUCAUCAGUAAGUAAAAUUAGCCUAUUUGAGGGACUGAGAAUCCACAUUUUGCGAUUGGGAUUUCUCUUCAUCCUCAAUUGGUGACUGUGUGGUGUGCAACAUCAAGUCACAGAAUAAUUGGUGCGAUAUUCCUUGAUGUGAUAGUGAUUACUGAACAGUACAUGAAGGUUUUGGAAGAUGAUUUCGGUCCCAUUAUACAAAGUGACCUUGCUUUUGCCAAAAUGUGGUUUAUGCAAGAUGGAUCUUGACCCUAUUGAAGCAGGAGAGUGUUUCAUAGACCGGAGGAGCGCUUACAGAACCACAUUCUGGUUUUGUGGUACCCAGGGGCCACUGGAAUAGGCCUCAAUUGGCUGUCAUAUUCUCCAGCUCUGAACCCAGCCGACUCAUCUUUUGUGGGGGUACAUUAAAGACAAGAUGUACAGAAAUAAAUACAAAACUGUUGUUAAGCUGAAAACAGCUAUUCAGGCUGUCAUUGACAGCACUGAUGUUCUAACACUUCAGAGGGACAUGCAGAAUUUCGUUAUUUGUCUGUACUAUGUCAUCGUCAAUGAUGGCAGACAUAUCAAACAUGUCAUAACCUAAAUCUGAAUAUCUGUAGUGACGUUUACAUGUUGAAUAAACUGUGUGACUGCCAUA